GUUUAUAUGCGCAGCGCAGCUCCCCCGGUAGAUCAUCUCACAUCAGCCUCCUGUAUUUACAGCCCCAUAUUCCGCAUCCAUCUAUCAGAAGACAAUCCAGUCUUUGAUCGCCACAUCACACAACGCAACUCUUCAUCCUCAAGCACAUCACAUAACUCAAAAUGGUGUCGCGCGUAUUGGGUAUGGGCCUUCGCGCCUUCCAGCUCUUCUGUGCUGUUAUCGUCAUAGCCAUGGCCGGCAACAACAUCGCACGCGCCACUAAUGGCACACACUCGAUCAUCAACUACACACUGUUCGUUGGUGUAUGGUGGCUGUUCACCCUGCUGUACUUCCUUCCCACAGCCUUCAUCGACAAAUUCGCCAUUCCCAUCGUUGAUAUGGUUAUGGAUGGAUUGAGCGUGCUCUUUGGCUUCUGCGCCGCUGUCGCGCUACCCGCCUACCUUGGUGCUCACAGCUGCUCGAACAGGAACUACACCCUGAACAAUGGUGUCACCAACAGCUCGCCCAGCCUUGAGCAAAAUUGUCGCCAGGCUCAGACCGCGACUGCCUUCCUCUGGUUCGGCUGGGCUGCGUUCGUUGCCACCCUUGUCUUCUCCGCUAUGGCUGGCAAGGGCGGUGCCGUCCGUGGUGGCAUCCGCCGUGGUGGUCCUUCCAUGAGCCAGGUUUAGGAGACCAAUACUUGUAAUGUCUAUUCAGAUUCGUCAUGGAACACGCGGACAGAUUGCGGGGAUGUCUAACAUCGAUUGAAUCAACGUUAAGCAUGCGAAUACCCUGAGGACAGUUUGGGUGUGCUGGAGCUCACGUCCUGCAUAUGUAUUAUAUUGAUGACGGACAUAAUAUCGUAUGGCGCAAGUCGCAAAUGCAAAAGGUUGGGUUGGGCAUACCUGGAAUCACAAGACACGGUUACGGCGUUCUGUAGUAUAAUGACCAACACGAAUUUUACGAUUUACUUCAAAU
This is a messenger RNA of Didymella exigua CBS 183.55, 957 nucleotides long. RefSeq lists its product as uncharacterized. The record is from RefSeq and is a predicted model, not a curated record. Gene Ontology annotation, cellular component: plasma membrane; eisosome. Bases 162 to 668 code for a protein of 168 amino acids. The transcript is spliced from 3 exons. NCBI's taxonomy places the organism in Eukaryota, Fungi, Ascomycota, Dothideomycetes, Pleosporales, Didymellaceae. Gene Ontology annotation, biological process: eisosome assembly; protein localization to plasma membrane.